Epinephelus moara (kelp grouper) is the source of this 579-nucleotide messenger RNA. RefSeq names its product NADH:ubiquinone oxidoreductase subunit C2 (gene ndufc2). NCBI's taxonomy places the organism in Eukaryota, Metazoa, Chordata, Actinopteri, Perciformes, Serranidae. Gene Ontology annotation, biological process: mitochondrial electron transport, NADH to ubiquinone. The record is from RefSeq and is a predicted model, not a curated record. The coding region runs from base 108 to 440 and encodes 110 amino acids. The transcript is spliced from 3 exons. Gene Ontology annotation, cellular component: mitochondrial inner membrane.
AUUCGGUUGCACACCAUGCCCUUGACUUCCUACAGGAGGUGAUAGCUAACAAGGCAGGCAGACGGGAGGUCACUUAAAUUUCUCAGUUUAAGUGGAAAUUUGUCGCCAUGGGGCUGGUACCAGACGAGGCGAAGUCUCUCCCUCCUCCGGGGAUCGUCAACAGGAGCUCGGUGUGGCUGGCCGGUAUAGGCUGGUGCUCCGCGAUGCUUCAUAACGCCAUCAACCACAGGCCGCCGCUAAAAUCAGGUGUCCACCGACAAGUCCUGUUGGCAACAAUCGGUUGGUUCAUCGGCUACCACCUAACUAAAUAUGAAAAUUACACUUAUGCCAGACUGGAUCGUGAUAUGAACGAGUAUAUCAGACUCCACCCAGAGGAGUUUGCACAAAAGGAGAAAAAGACCUUUGCAGAGAUUGUUGAGCCUUUCCAUCCUGUGCGCUAAGUGUCUGCGGCUGGUGAGAUGGAAGAGGGAGGGGGAGAGAAAACACCUACAGACUACCAUCUGUCCUGAGUGGGCUUUUUGUGAAAUCUUUAUUGUGUUAAAUAUAAUUAUGUAAAUAAAAAAAUACCCAAAGUCAAAA